AUGAGGGUGCUGCAGCUGGGUGCUCUGCUGGUGUUGGUCUUCAUGCCCAGCACCCAACUGGUGUGGCUAGGAAGACUGAACCCCAAGCAGCUUCUUGGGCCCUGGUACCUCCUUGCCGUGGCCUCCCACGAGAAGGGCUUCAUGGUGGAGAAGAACACAAAGUACGUAGAAGGCGUCAUGGUGACUCUCACCCCAGAAAACAACCUGAAGGUUCUGUCCACUCGGCAUGGGCUGGAGGGGUGCACCCAGAACGCGAUGGAGCUGUCCAGGCAGAGCUCCCGAUGGGUGUUUGAGAACCCCGCCCUGGGUGUGCUGCAGUACCGGGUGCUGGGCACCAACUUCAGAGACUACGCCAUUGUCCUGACCCAGAUGGAGGUCGAGGAGGAGGCCUUCAACACGCUGGAGCUGUACAGCCGGAUGGAGAUGGCCAGCCAGGAGGCCCUGCAGCUCUUCACCAAAUGGAGCAGGAACCUGGGCUUCCUAUCCCAGCAGCAGGCCCAGCUGCAGAAGGACUUCACCUGUGCACGCAGGAUCCUCCAGGAGGCUGAGGGUGGCCCACUGCUGGCCAGCUGGCCCCCAGUGCUCAUCCUGUUUCCACCUGCCCGACAGUACCUGCUCAAGCACUGUGACCUCAAAAAACGUGGCUUCCAAAUCGUGUUCCUAGAGGCCACCGUGUCACAUCCAGAGUGCACACCUGUCCCAGGCACAGUCCAUGAGGCCCUGGCCCUUUGCUUCACACCUGGGGUUCCAGGAUGA
Messenger RNA from Marmota flaviventris (yellow-bellied marmot), 756 nucleotides. The record is from RefSeq and is a predicted model, not a curated record. Lineage: Eukaryota; Metazoa; Chordata; Mammalia; Rodentia; Sciuridae.